GUUGCCCGGCCCCGGCCCCGGCCCCGGGCCCGCGCUCCCCAUGAAAAACCAGCUCCGCGGCCCCCCAGCGCGGGCGCACAUGUCGGCUUCGGGGGCGGCGGCGGCUGGGGGCACCCGGGCGGGGUCGGAGCCGGGUGCGGGAUCUGGAUCGGGCGCAGGCAUCGGGGCGGGAGCGACGACGGGAACCGGGGCCAUGCCUUGCAAGAGCGCCGAGUGGCUACAGGAGGAGCUGGAGGCGCGCGGCGGCGCGUCCCUACUGCUACUCGAUUGCAGACCGCACGAGCUCUUCGAGUCGUCGCACAUCGAGACGGCCAUCAACCUGGCCAUCCCGGGCCUCAUGCUGCGCCGCCUGCGCAAGGGUAACCUGCCCAUCCGCUCCAUCAUUCCCAACCACGCCGACAAGGAGCGCUUUGCCACGCGCUGCAAGGCGGCCACCGUGCUGCUCUACGACGAGGCCACGGCCGAGUGGCAGCCCGAACCUGGCGCUCCCGCCUCGGUUCUUGGCCUGCUCCUGCAGAAACUGCGAGACGACGGCUGCCAGGCCUACUACCUCCAAGGUGGUUUCAACAAGUUCCAGACAGAAUACUCUGAGCAUUGUGAGACUAAUGUGGACAGCUCGUCCUCCCCCAGUGGCUCACCACCCACCUCAGUGCUGGGCCUGGGGGGCCUACGCAUCAGCUCUGACUGCUCUGAUGGGGAGUCUGACCGAGAGCUGCCCAGCAGUGCCACCGAGUCAGAUGGCAGCCCUGUGCCAUCCAGCCAGCCAGCCUUUCCGGUCCAAAUCCUGCCCUACCUCUACCUCGGCUGCGCCAAGGACUCUACCAACCUGGAUGUGCUUGGCAAGUACGGCAUCAAAUAUAUCCUCAAUGUCACACCCAACCUGCCCAAUGCCUUUGAGCAUGGUGGUGAAUUCACCUACAAGCAGAUCCCCAUCUCUGACCACUGGAGCCAGAACCUCUCCCAGUUCUUCCCCGAGGCCAUCAGCUUCAUUGAUGAAGCCCGCUCCAAGAAGUGUGGUGUCUUGGUGCACUGCCUGGCAGGCAUCAGCCGCUCAGUGACUGUCACUGUAGCCUAUCUGAUGCAGAAGAUGAACCUGUCCCUCAAUGAUGCCUAUGACUUCGUCAAGAGGAAAAAGUCCAACAUCUCACCCAACUUCAACUUCAUGGGGCAACUGCUGGACUUUGAGCGGACGCUGGGGCUGAGCAGCCCAUGCGACAACCACACGCCCAGUGAGCAGCUCCACUUUUCCACCCCCACCAACCACAACCUAUUCCCGCUCAACACACUCGAGUCCACGUGAGGCCUGAUGCACAGAUGGGUGCAGCACUGGGGAGUCUCCCAGCCCUCCCCAGGACCUGGUGGUGGGCCCUAGACCCCCCUGGCCCAAGGAACCCACAGAUGUCACCUGUGUCCAGAGGACCAGGCUAAGCAGUGGCUGAGCUUCCUUGCCAUCCUGUGGGGCAGGGCCCAUGGAGGGCCACCUGUGGCAGGACCUGCUCGGGUGGCCUCAGCUUUCAGUAUAUGUGCUGCCAAAGCAAACAUUGGCCUCGGCUUUCAGACACGACUUGGGGGCCAGCAGGGCCUUGUCUGCCCCAGGACACUCGUUCUGCCGAUGGUCCGGCCAUUCUGGCUAUUUUUAAAGACAUAUCCAUGGACCUGAGUUUACUUUUUACUUUUGGCAGGUAAAUCCAAGCUCCCUGGAGCAAAGAGAGUGUUCAAACUCUUCUGGAUUUUUAUUUUUCUUUUUUUUUUUAACAGAAAGUGUUAUUUUUCAGGCUACAUGCAACAGUGGAUUGUAUAAACCAGUAUUUCAUCCCUUUCUUGAUCUGCAAGAGAGAGAGAGAGAGAGACAUGUUCUCAAUUUCGUUUUUCUUCCUAUUUCAAAAAGCAACCGUUGGUGUGUGUUCUUUGUGUUUUUAAUGGAAAAGACAAACCACGUGUUCUUGACCAAAUGCAUUUUGCACAUGUGUGAAGCCUCCGUUUCUUCAGCAGGCCCUUGAAAGGUGGCUUAUUGCUGUCCAGGCAUCAGGACCCCUGGUCAUGCCAUCUCCUACCCAUGGCCCAGCCCAGCUUGAUGCUGCAUUUGUACUCCCUGAUUGCUGCAAGCUGUGCUUGGUGAGCUGUAAUGGUGGUCUUUCAGUUGUCUACCCUCCCAUCACCCCUCUAGGAGUCCUGUAGACCUCGCCAAGGCAGAAGAUGGCAGCUCUGCCAUGUCCUGCUGGAGGUGAGGUCUCGGGAGUGCCAAGCAGUAGCAUUAACCCUCUGGGCUCAGCCCCUAGGAGGGCUGGACCCUGGGCCCUUUUAUAAACUUAAAAUUUCUGUCUUUAUCUCUCACGUUGGAACUGGGAAUGGAGGCCCAGUGCCUCGGAAAAGUGUAGGUGGGGCACAGCCCUGCCUCCCCAGUCCUAUUCCUCACCCUCACUAUGGCUUUGGUUUAGCUGCCACUCUCAAUCCCUUGUCCCCAUGUACACUUUCAUUGGUCUGUAUUACCCAUGCCUUCUACUUGGAAGAAACUUGCACCCAAGAGCAGUUAGGGCAAGGAUGGGCCAGUGGAAGGAGUGUGAGGCUCUGUCUGCUACCCAGCAUCCAUAGCACAAAGCCAUGGGUUCCGUUAUGCUUCUCCAGUUUUGUUCCUUCUCAGUUCUCACCAGGCAUCAUGCGACCUGGGAUGGUGUUGGGGGUGCUCAGGUCUCUAAUGGAACCAGCAUUGGCAGUGGGCAGUGAGUGAGGCCACAGAAAUUCCACCCCACCAUAUCUUACCUCACAGGGGUAGUUUUCAGGGAUUCUUUAGGGCAGCAGAUUAAAAUCUUGCCACAGUCGAGAAAUUGACAAAAAACGUCCAUGCUGUACAUGGUAUGUUCUCUCUCUAUCAUUUUAAAAA
Nannospalax galili (Upper Galilee mountains blind mole rat) is the source of this 2881-nucleotide messenger RNA. It is a transcript of the gene Dusp7, whose product is annotated as dual specificity phosphatase 7. The record is from RefSeq and is a predicted model, not a curated record. Gene Ontology annotation, biological process: protein dephosphorylation; negative regulation of MAPK cascade. Gene Ontology annotation, molecular function: MAP kinase tyrosine/serine/threonine phosphatase activity; protein tyrosine/threonine phosphatase activity. The transcript is spliced from 3 exons. Gene Ontology annotation, cellular component: cytosol; cytoplasm. Lineage: Eukaryota; Metazoa; Chordata; Mammalia; Rodentia; Spalacidae. The coding region runs from base 41 to 1300 and encodes 419 amino acids.